Gongylonema pulchrum is the source of this 930-nucleotide messenger RNA. The record is from the annotation of a GenBank genome assembly. NCBI's taxonomy places the organism in Eukaryota, Metazoa, Nematoda, Chromadorea, Rhabditida, Gongylonematidae.
AUGAAGAGUGGCAUGUCUGUCCGUCGCUUUCGAAAGCAACCCCCAUCCAGUACAUUCCAUUCACAGCCAUCGUCAGCAGAAAGUGCGAACUGCUCGCAGCCAAGUUCUGAUGAAACUCCAGUUUGCAGUAAUGGGACUGGCGAAUCUUUGCCAUCCGAAUACGCGCAUUUAUCAGAUCAUGGAGACACUUCCGCAAAUCUAAGCUUCAACGGAGCAGCGACAGCGACUAGUCAGAAUGGAAAGGAUGACGAUGAUGUGAGCGUUGCAGGCACCGUGUUUAACGAACCCUGGGAUUCCACCGUCUGGGAAAAUUUAUUAGAUCUUGCACACUAUGGUGAUGAAAAGCCAUCCACACUCACAAGGCACUACGAAUUGAAUCAAAUUGGCAGCGUUGGCGAAGCGAUCGCUGAAGAGGAAGGAGAUGAUGAAGUGGCCUGUUCAUUGGAAAUGAGUUAUGAUGGCGAGGAAGAGCGAAAUCUCCAAAAAUCGCAGCAACAUCAUCUUAGUGGCAAGCGAUGCAGUGACGAUUAUGGCACUGUGGUUCGUCGACUGGACAACCACAGCCUGGCGGAAUCAGAUGGCCGGCGAAACGGCGUCAUCAAUAUUCACGCUCAUUUGAAAAAUGAAAGUAGCUUACGUCGACAGCAGCUUGAAGCAAGCAGCAAGUCUACUGUAAGUGAUUAUGCCCCUGAAGCAUCAAACUCGAUGGUGAAUGUAAGCAAAGCUGGUGAAUUAUCGGAUGGAACGACCACUAUGGAUAGUCAGAAAUCAGCAGCUACACUUUCGGCAUCAGAUGUAGAACUUGAGUUCUUUUGUAGGUUGUCACAAGAAGAAAAUACCGUAUUCGGUGCAACUUUGCGUCGCUUCAUCGAAUGUACUUUCGAGGCUGAAGAGUGCGACCCACAAGUAAGGCAUUCGUAUUUGAAAAGU